CAUUCGUUUCCGUGUAAACAUGCGACGAGAUUUGUUUCCUUGGUGUUUAGCGUGAAGCUUGUUAACGGAUUAUUUAAAACUUUACUGGUGUGGACCAGCUCGUCCGGGAAUAUAAUAAUUUUAGUUAUCCUAAAUAACGCUUUGCAUGUUAUUAGUUUUGAAGGACUGGGGAUUUUACGAUAGCUGUUGCAGAAACGAAGCCGCUGAGUUUAACGGUGAAGAGUUUGAAUGAGAUGGCAGACUCAGAUUUAAUCAAAGAAACGCUCUUUUCUUUGGAAGUACUGGUGGAUUAUAUAAAGACUGAUAUAUCUACGUCAGAAAGGAGAGUGUUGGUGCCUGCAGUGGCUGUUCGUUUACUAGAUUUCCCAACUUUAUUGAUCUAUCGAGGAGACAAAGAAAACCAGGAAGAGAUUUUUCAGGAGGAUUUGGAAAGUGAAAAAGAAAGCGUAAACUCAGAACUUUUGAAUCAUCCUGCUGGGGGAAAUGGCCAGUAUUUCUUUCAGAAGGGCAAAUCAUGUUUGUUUAAGAUUAGCUUUGACUCUCUCCACAGACAUUUAUCCAACACGCCUCUUUACGCAAUAGUGCUGGACUUAAAAAACGAGUUGCCAAAGUUAGUUGGGAGUUGCCUUAUUUCUCUGGCGAAACUAACAGAAAAAAUAAUGAAUGAUGUUAAAGAACAUGGCAUUUCAAUGCCUUCUUUCCACGGAGAAAAGGGGGUUUAUACAAUAAACAAUUUGAUGGGUGAAAGGGUAGGUUAUAUUUCGCUGGGAUAUAAACUUUUAAGUUUAGGAGCAAGUUUGAUUCCACAUAUACCAGAGAACAGAGUUCUGAAAGUUGGGUCAAGGCAUGUCAAGGCAAGUAUGGUUCAGAUUAAAGAAAACACAGAAAAAGGUGCUCAUAUUGGUGAAAAAAAUAUAGAGAUUAAAGAUAAACCUAAGAAUGAUAAUGAGAGGGGUGAAUGUUGUAUGCCUCUGACAAAUGAGGCAAAUGAAGGUAGUGUGCUUCUUCAGCAAAUCGAUUUGGAAGGGCAUAUGACAGAACUUAUUGUUUCUGAAAGUCAAACUGUGAUAACUUCAGUUGGGAUACAGACCGAACCAACAAGAAGGAAGCAAUACAGGAAUAUAGAAGAAAAAAUAGAGUUUGAUAAUGAAACAGGUGUCUUUUGUCCACCAGCACUGUUUUACAGAUGCUCAGACAAUGAGCCAAAUGAAUAUGAUGCUGAGCAGUAUAUAUCCAUUAAUGUGGGGAUGGAGGCUCUUAGGGUGGAGGACCUUUGCUCACAGGAGGAAGAGAAAGAAAGAGAUUCACCUGCAGAGAGGAAAGUCUUAAAAUGUUCUCAGGAUAGAUCAAAAGGUAGCACCGCAGCAGCAACGGCCUUUGAACAAACACAGCCUGCCUCUGCAGCCCUUGGGGAUGCAAUAAGACAGAUGCCUUUGCUAAAUGCCCUUCUUGUUGAACUUUCUUUGUUGAACAGUCAGCCUCAGCAGUUGCCUUUAUCUGUUCAUCCUCAUCUUGCCUGGUUGUACAGAUCUGUGGAUGAGCAUUCCCAUAGAGCUACAAAAGAUACCAGAUCAAGAUCACAAGCUGAUGAUGCAGAUACAUCACAAACACCAACAGAGCAAAGGUCGGCCAGUCCAAGACUUAAACAGCACAAGGCCCCUAUGAAGUCAACUCCAUCUGAUUUACAAACGCAAACCAAAAAAGUACAAAGAAAAAACAUAAAACAAGAAAACAAUCAAAAGAAGACGGCUUCUAGUUCUCCCAAAAGAAAACUGUUGUAUGGGAUAACAAAUACACUGCGGUUAAGACUGCAGCAAACCAAUCCAGAUAUGUUGAUAUGCCACGAGCGCAGAGAAGUGUACAGGAGAAAACAGAUUGAGUUUCAGAAAGCUAAGAACUCUAAAGGCUUUCUGUCGAAAAAUAAAAAAGUCAGAGAGUCAAACAAAGUAUACGGUGAGAUGUCUAGCAGGAGCAAUCCUUUUGAUGAAAAUGUUCAAACACUGAUGAACAGCUUGGAAUUGGACUCCCCUCGGAUAAUAAAGACAAAUCCCCCUCCGUUUAACAGUUCAGAAGCAGGUAACAGAAACAAACAAGAAAAAGGCUCCCAAGAAGAGAAUACAAGGUGUUAUGUGAAUGUUCAGCAGCCACAUGAAAGUGUUUCAGCACUAAGUUUAAGAGACAGAACAAAACCAGGACCCAGGAGUAAUGGAAGGGAUGUCAGAGUUCAUAUUCCUAGAGUAUUUAACCAGGAUUCCAACCAAAGCUACAACAAAGUAGAAAACAGUGAAACAAGCUUCCCACAUGCCAGUCUAAAUAACCUAGGAUUUCAAAGCACAAGUUUAGAUGGUGAAAAUCUUAGCCCUGCUAACAGUGGAUUCAGUAGCCCUGCCCAAAAAUAUUCAGAUGAUUUCAUAGAUAGCACAGAUGUUGCUGGUUAUUUUGAAGAUUUUACCAGCCCCAAGCCUACAAGUAGAUACUCUGCACAUUUUAAUCGCAGCCCUGAACCAGUUCUAAAAAGUCCAAGGCAUAAGUAUUCAGAUGAUGACUCCAGCACUGGUAGCAAUUCUGUUAGAAAUCAAAGAGCUACUGCACCUCUUCCAGUUCAAUCAGAUACAUCUCCAGAGCAGUCUCUCAAAAGAACCUAUCCUGUCAUGCUUCACAGAAAGCCAUCGGCAUCCAGUGUAUCUUCAGAAGCCAGUGAAAUAGAUGCCAAACAUAAACAAGAUGAAAAGAGGAAAUUGGGUUAUGUAAAAACUGGGGUCAAGGGAGCUGAGAGGAGUUUGGAGUAUAAAAAUAAGCCAAAUUCAGGAAAGGGACAUGAAGCUGUUGAAGAAAACCAUUCACUUCGAGUGUCUCAAGUGAGCUCAUAUUUAUCAACUAAUGACUCUGAUAUUGAUUUGAGCGGAUACAAGGUCAGUACACCUGACCUACGUGAGGAAGAUGAAGACAGAGAUGGACUGGGUACGCUUGAGAUGGUUAAUAAAUACCAUCACAUCUCAGAGCUGGUAGGAAAUAAACUUCCUGGAUAUACAUUAUGAAAGGCUGUAAAGCCUGGACAUAUUUCAACCCAUUCCUUUAACCCAAUGCAAAAAUAAAUAAAUAAAUAAAUAAAAGAAAGAAAGGUCUGUACUGGUUGUCAUAGUUCUGGUACCUGCAGUACUUUUUAUUUUGUCAUUGCAAGAUAAGAUAGAAUACAGUAAAUUAAACCACUAUAAAAAGCAUAAUUUUGAGUAUGUAUAAUAAUGCCUUUUUGACAUUGUCAAUAAGGGCUGGAUAUUGCACCCGAAAUAUUGCUGAAAAAUAUAAUCUAAAUAUUUCCACAAGAUGAUAAGCAAGAACAUAAAGUAAAGUUUUAGGUAUGAUUAUAUUUUCCACCUGUGUGAGAAUAUGUUUUUGAAAGAGUGCUUUUUUUUAAUGAAAAUGGGGAUAAAGUGCCACCUUGAAAUACCAAAUUAAACUUCUUGUUAAUGCAUAACGCAAUAGUCAUGCCUGAGGGCAGUUUGAUUUAAAUCAAAGGUGGGGAUCAAUGUAAAAUAUUGUAACAAACCUCACAAUUCUGCCCAUAGGUCAGACAUCGUAGGCAAGAUCAUAUAUUAUUCUAAUAAGGAUGUUCACUGCUAAAGCGGGUGGCCAGGUGUUGACAAUCUGUGCCUGUUUGCAUAAAUUCCAUACCUGAAAGUAAUAGAGAGACAACCAAUAUUAACAUUUAUGCCUAUGAUGCCUGAUUUAUGGGACACCCUGUCGAUAUGGUUUAAAUAUAUAUUAUAUAUA
Acipenser ruthenus (sterlet) is the source of this 3771-nucleotide messenger RNA. It is a transcript of the gene map10, whose product is annotated as microtubule associated protein 10. Gene Ontology annotation, cellular component: mitotic spindle midzone; midbody; centrosome. The coding region runs from base 234 to 3038 and encodes 934 amino acids. NCBI's taxonomy places the organism in Eukaryota, Metazoa, Chordata, Actinopteri, Acipenseriformes, Acipenseridae. Gene Ontology annotation, molecular function: microtubule binding. The record is from RefSeq and is a predicted model, not a curated record. Gene Ontology annotation, biological process: positive regulation of cytokinesis; cytoplasmic microtubule organization; mitotic spindle midzone assembly. The transcript has a single exon.